Messenger RNA from Felis catus (domestic cat), 2357 nucleotides. RefSeq lists its product as uncharacterized. Lineage: Eukaryota; Metazoa; Chordata; Mammalia; Carnivora; Felidae. The coding region runs from base 210 to 1097 and encodes 295 amino acids. The record is from RefSeq and is a predicted model, not a curated record. The transcript is spliced from 2 exons.
UGGGCCCUGGAACUGGGACGGGUCAGAGCUGGGGCCUAAGGCAGCUCAGAGAGGGUGGCCCCACAGUGAGUGUCCCGGGGCUGGAUGUGGGGCCCUCGGCUUGCCCCUUGUCACUCAUUCCAUCCCGCCCUCCUGACUUCCACCCCCUGACCCCACCGCGGCCUCCCUCCCCAACAGGGACACCCGUCUGCCGUCCUGUCAGCGCCAGGAUGGAGAAGGUUCUCCCUGCUUCCCGUGGGUUACCGAGUGGAGGGUUUGUUGGGGUUUUCCGGGUUUUGGUCUUAAGACUUUACUAUAGUUUGCAGGGGGAAAUUUCCAGAAGGGCAAGGAAGGCAGCACUCCGCUUGGAGCCAAAGAAAACACACUCAGAACAAGACACGGCGUUUCUUGCCCGUAGGAGGAGUGGGCAGGCGGCCCUCCGGCCUGGGGGGCUGCCUGGGCAAGGGACAGGUUGGACAGCCGCCUGGCACCUACCCCCCGCCGCCCGUCCCUCUGCUUCCGAGCGCUCGGCACGUGGGGCGGUCCCGGGGCCCUCGAGAAAGCAGGGUCCCGAGAGACGGCGGCGGCACCACGUGAGCCCCACGCCUCCAACACCCCCCAGGGAAGCGCACCCAGGGCGGCCGGCCUGGCUGGAGCCGGACGAGAGCCCGGGCCCGGGGAGAGGAGCCCACGGAUGGAGCACAGCCCGGGCCGGGGAGAGGAGCCCCGGGGAGAGGGAGGCGGAGCUCAGGCAGCUCACGCUGACCACUGACCUGCGGAGGAGAAGGACGCCAGCCCGACGGCAGUCACGGGAGCUCGGGGUAGCAGCCUGCCUUCGGGGACUUUUAAGUCGGCCGCCGCGGACAGAUCACCUCCGGCCUGGCCAAGCGCGGGGCUCCGUUCCUCCAGGAGGUGACGUCUGUCCAGAGCCGGACGCCGGGCGCAGGGGGGCAGGGCUGCGAAGGCAGACCACGGCCCAGCGGAGAGGACAGGACAGGGCCACGUGCAGAAUCCCAGGAGCUGUGGAGACAACAGCACGGCAAACCCUGGAUGACAUGAUGCUCCGUGCUGUCCCGACACCAAGGUCGCACGACAGCGGCGACACCGGGCCUCUGUAACUUUCGGAGAACGACCCGAGUCUGCCCGCAAGCUGCAAAGAGGCCACAGAACAUUUGGAAACAUACCUGGCUCCCUAGGGAUCCGGGCCUGCAUGCCUGGCCUCUUCCCGCUCUGCCUGGGGACCCUCCCUGCCCCAAAAAAGACUCGUCCAUGUUACAAACCCUGGAAACUGAUUUUGAGCUUCUUUAAAAAAAAAUUUUUUUUAAUGUUUAUUUAUUUUUGAGAGAGAGAGCAUAAGCAGGGAGGGCAGCGAGGGAGACACAGAAUCUGAGGCAGACUCCAGACUCCGGGCUGUCAGCGCAGAGCCCGACGUGGGGCUCGAACUCACGAACCAGGAGACCAUGACCUGAGCCCAAGUCAGACUUGAGCUUACUUAUAAAAAAGGUUUUUUGCAGAUGUUAUAAAGGAUCUCAAGAUGAGAUCAUCCUGAUCAGGGUAGGUCCCAAACCCAGCGACAAGUGUUCUUCUAAGAGGCAGGAGAAGGACACUUGACAAUGGAGGCAGAGAUUGGAGGGACAGGCCACCAGCCAAAGAACAAUGGGACCCUAGGAGCUGGAAGAGGCAGGAAGAGCCUUCCCCUGGAGCCUCGGAGGAGGCGUGGCCCACCAACGUGAUUCCCGGGAACCAGGCACAAGGCCCAGCACACGGGAGGAGCUCGUGAAGCCUCUGAAAACCCACUGCAGGUCUGCCUUAAUGUGUUUGCUGACCCACCGGCCACGGCCAUGGCCACGGCCAGCCUGACUGGAAGGCCCCCAGGGCAGCCUGGGGCAAUGGGUGACCCAGACACCUGUGGCCACAAACACCAUCUGGGGCCCUCCGCUAUCCCUGGGGCUCCCAGUUCACCCAGAUGGCGAGUCCCUGGGAACCCUGUCCCAACACAAGUUUUCGAAAAAGUUACCUUUUUAUAACCACACACGGGCACGUCCCUAGGCCGCGAGCAGGAGUGAGGCGUCCACACCCGCCGCCCCGCGGACGGACCCCGAACACACGACGCUCAGGGAGGGAACGCGACACGAGAGGCCACACGGGCUGUGAGUCCGCGUGUGUGAAGCGUCCAGAACAGGCCCGUGCACGGACGGGAAGGGGCUCGUGGGGGCCAGAGACUGGAGAAGGUGGGGGGUGGGGAGUGACUAGUGAUGGGGACGGAGUUUCCUUUGGGGGUGAUGGAAUGUUCCAGAAUUGGAUAGAGGUGAUGGUUGCACAGCUCUGUGAACGUACUAAGUGCCACUGAAUUGUACAUAUAAAAAUGGUUAGUUGUA